This is a messenger RNA of Humulus lupulus (European hop), 879 nucleotides long. RefSeq lists its product as uncharacterized. The coding region runs from base 1 to 879 and encodes 292 amino acids. NCBI's taxonomy places the organism in Eukaryota, Viridiplantae, Streptophyta, Magnoliopsida, Rosales, Cannabaceae. The transcript has 3 exons. The record is from RefSeq and is a predicted model, not a curated record.
AUGGACUCCGAGAAUGUGUUCGACAUAUACAGUGCCCUCGAGGCUCCCGAAGCUCCCUUAAGCAAGAAGAAAAUGAGCAAGAGGCAUCCCGGGGAAAGCAGUAAAGGGCCCUCAGCCAAGAAAACCCAUACUGCAGACCCUCCGGCAGACGAACCUUCAACAAACGCAGCACCACCUCCUUCUCCUCUCGAGCAGCAAACUCCUCCUGCUCCUGUCGGGUCGACACCUUCUCCACCGGCCCCAACCGACCAGACUCAACAGGCUGCUCCUGCUUCCACAGGGGGCGACAUAUCGAGUCGUGCCUUAAGGUUGGUCAAAGAUAGGGUGACCAAGAUUUUGAAGCACGAACGGUGCCGAGAGGCGAUGGCUGGGAUGGAGACGAUGGACGUCGACCAAAUCUUAAAUCGCACAUUGAAUGAGUUUGCUAGUGCAAUGCUAACCCUUACUGCCGGCCAGCUUCACUUUGGUGCUAUCACCGAGCAGUCUAGGGCUGUCGAGCAACGGCAUGCUGAAGAACUUAAAGUUAUCGAAGCGAAAUAUGCUGAACAGCUUGAGGCAGUGCUUGAGGAGAAGAACAAACUGGCUGAGGAGUUAGGGAAGAAGCAGACUGCUCUGGAUAAGGCCAUCGAGCAAAGAGACCAGUUCAAGGAGUCUAAUCGCGUCAACUACCGCGAGGCUAAAAAGCUCGAGCAGGACUUGAUUGCGAGUAGACAAGAGACUACAACCUUGGAGGGCUGGAUCGAGAAGCUUGAAAAAGCCAAUGCCAACAAUUUGGAAAGGGUUUCUGCAAGGAGGAUGAAGACCUCCGUCUUUGAGCAGAAGAACUGGAAAAAGGACCUUGAUGUGAUAGACAACAAUACAUUCUUUGUUGUGUGGUAG